This is a messenger RNA of Octopus sinensis (East Asian common octopus), 598 nucleotides long. RefSeq lists its product as uncharacterized. The record is from RefSeq and is a predicted model, not a curated record. The transcript is spliced from 3 exons. NCBI's taxonomy places the organism in Eukaryota, Metazoa, Mollusca, Cephalopoda, Octopoda, Octopodidae. The coding region runs from base 110 to 598 and encodes 162 amino acids.
CGGAAAAUGUGAGAUUUCCUCACUCGGUUUGGAGUAUUUGACAAAACAAUUCCAAUUAUAUGUCAGUUCCCACCGCAGAUAUGUUCGAUCCCUCUUCAUUCUUUGUUCAAUGAGUGGAAAUCUACAAUUUUUGGAAGAUGAUAUGAAAACUUAUUUAAUCAAUCAUAUUUUGAACUUUUAUUGCAUUGAUUUCUCACUUGGAGCUGCUUGUCUGCCGUCUAACAAGCUUCCUGAUUGCUUUGGACGUAUUGACUCAUUAUACCACGAAUAUGCCACAAUUCACUUCAAUUUUAACAAAAAAUAUAGUCCAGAACUGAAACUGGUGGCACUGAUUUUGGAAAACGGGGUGGAGUUGUGUCAGAAUGACUUGAACGUCUGCUCUCAGUCUGACAUGUUCGACUCUUUACUGAAUCUAUGGGGAAAUGAGUUUCUUAGUCUGUUUGGGCUGCUGUUGUUUGAGAGCGGAUGUCUGAGUGCUGUCGUUGAAUAUUCGAAUACUCUAUCCACGUCUCAGAGACAGAUUCCUCCCACACUUUUAUUUAUCACCUGUCUUGCCAAUCUGUAUUUUAUUUUCAUUACAACAAAUUUAGAGUGCUAA